Messenger RNA from Closterium sp. Naga37s-1, 3894 nucleotides. NCBI's taxonomy places the organism in Eukaryota, Viridiplantae, Streptophyta, Zygnematophyceae, Desmidiales, Closteriaceae. The record is from the annotation of a GenBank genome assembly.
AUGCCAGGUCCUCAGGUACACCAGGGCAUGGUUCACCGGAUAGAGGUGGAGAACUUUAAGUCAUACAAGGGUCGGCAGGUCAUCGGCCCGUUCAUGAAUUUCACAGCCGUGGUUGGCCCGAAUGGCGCGGGGAAAUCGAAUCUCAUGGACGCCAUAAGCUUCGUGCUGGGCGUGCGGUCGGCGCAUCUACGCGGCUCGCAGCUCAAGGAUUUAAUCUACGCCUUGGACGACGACGAUCGCGAUGACCCGAACCGCGGCGCGCACGUGAUGCUGGUGUAUAUAAAGUCGUCGCAGCCCGCGUCGACGUAUUCGGGGAUGGAGGAGCUGCAGUUCACUCGCGCUAUAACGAGUUCCGGCAGCAGCCAGUAUCGGAUCAACGGCUCGGUGGUUUCGUGGGACGGCUACAACUCGCGGCUCAAGGACAUCGGCAUCCUCGUUAAAGCACGAAAUUUCCUCGUCUUUCAGGGUGACGUGGAGUCGAUCGCGUCCAAGAGCCCCAAGGAGCUGACGGGGCUGUUCGAGCAGAUCGCGGGGUCGGACGAGCUGCGCAAGGAGUACGAGGCGCGCGAGGCGGACAAGAGCCGCGCGGAGGAGCGCACCAUGUUCGCGUACCAGAAGAAGAAGAACAUGAGCUCGGAGAAGAAGCACAAGAAGGAGCAGAAAGAGGAGGCCGAGCGCCACCUCAAGCUGCAGCAGGAUCUGAAAGACAAGCGCGCCGAGUUCUACCUGUGGCAGCUGUACUGCAUCGAGAAGGAGAUGAACGCAGCUCGCAGCGCGCUGGCGUCGUCGCGUGAGGAGCUGCAGCGCGUGCAGGAGGAGCAGGGCGACGUGGAGAAGCGGCAGCGGGAGAAGAUGCGCGAGCGCGCAGUGCAUAGUAAGGACGUGCUGACUGCCGAGAAGAAGGUGGCGCGCAAGGCUGCAGAAAUUGACAAGAAGCGACCCGAAAUGGUGAAGGUGAAGGAGGAGAUGCGGCGCGCGGAGCAGCGGCUGAAGGAGGACGUGGAGAAGCUGGAGAAGCUGCAGGCGCUGCAGGCGCGGCAGCAGGAGGAGGUGGCGCGGCUGGAGCGCAGCCUGGAGGACGUGCAGGGCGAGCUGGCGGACAUGGAGGGCAUGAGCCAGGCGGGCGGCCAGCAGCAGCUGCACCUCGCGCAGAGCCAGCUGGAGGAGUACCACAAGAGGAAGGAGGAGGCGGGGUCGAAGACGUUCAGGCUGCGGCAGGAGAAGGAGGCGCUGGACCGGCAGCAGCAGGCGGACGUGGAGGCGCAAAGGAGCAUGGAGGCGAGUGUGGCGCAGAUGGCGGGCAGGGAGGAGCAGCUGGGCGGGCACCUGGAGCAGGCACGGGCGCGCGUGGAGCGCGUGGGGAAGGACCUGGCGGAGGGGAGAGAGGCUCUUGAACGGCUGAAGAAGGAGGAGACUGAGAUGCGCGAUCGCCACCGCCGCGCUCGGCACCGAGCAGAGGCGCUGGAGCAGCGGUUGGAGGAGGCAGAGGCGCAGCUGCGGGAGCUGAAGGCAGACCGGCGGGAGAACGAGCGCGAGACGAGGAUGGCAGAGACUGUGGCGACCAUGAAGCGCCUGUUCCCGGGCGUGCAUGGGCGGCUGUCGGAUCUCUGCAAGCCCACACAGCGGCGGUUCAACAUGGCGGUUACUGUGGUGAUGGGGAAGCUGUUUGAUGCCGUGGCUGUGGAUGAUGAGCGCACGGCCAAGGAAUGCAUUGAGUACCUGCGAGCACAGCGCCUCCCGCCCAUGACCUUCAUUCCGUUGCAGACGGCGCGAGUGAAGGCAGUGAACGAGCGCCUGCGGUCGCUGGGAGGCACCUGCAAGCUUGUGCUGGACGUCAUUCAAUAUCCUACUCACCACAAUCUCUCCACUCUAUUUCCCUUCCUCACGUACGACCCAUCAGUGGAGGUGGCGAUGGUGUAUGCGGUGGGCAGCACACUCGUGUGUGAUACUCUGGAUGAGGCUCGCUCUGUUGCGUGGGGCGCCGAGAGGCACAAAGUGGUGGCACUGGACGGCACGUUGCUGGCCAAGAACGGGUGCAUGACAGGGGGCACCAGUGGAGGCAUGGAGACACGCUCGCAGCGCUGGGACGAGCAGGAGGUCGAAAAGCUCAAGGCAGCGCGGGACAAGGUGGCAAAGGAGCUGUCAGAGGUGCUAUCAGUGCGGGAGGCGCAGAGCAAGGAGCAGGAGAUUGCUGCGCGGAUUGCAGGGCUAGAGAGGAAGACACAGUACGCAGAGAUGGAACUGAAAAUGUCAGAGGAGAAGGUGGGCAAGGCGGAGCAGGAGCUGGCAGUCAUGGCGGCAGAGAAGGACAGAAUCGCCCCAGAAGUCACACGGCUGACAGCAGCGGUGGGGGCACGGCAGGAGCAAGUCGGGGCGAAGGAGCAGAGGAUAAACGAGAUCACGGACCGGGUGUUCCGCGAGUUCAGCCGUGCAGUGGGCGUGGCAAACAUACGAGAGUACGAGGAGAACCAGCUGCAGCAGGCGCAGCAGCUUGCUGAGCGCAGGCUCGCCCUUGCCAACCAGAUUGCCAAGCUCUCCAACCAGUUGGAGUACGAGCGGCGGCGGGACAGCAAGGGGCCAGUGGAGGCGCUACAGGCGAGCAUGGAGCAGCAGAGGCAGCACCUGGAGGAGCUCACGCACACGGGGCGCAGGCUGCAGGCCGCUCUGGAAAAGGCCAGAGACGAGCUGCAGGCACUCAAGGUGCCCGUGGAAGAGGCGAAGGCGCAGGCAGAGGCAGUGGAGGCAGAGGUGCAGGCACUGAGCAAGGCUGCCAGUGCACUCACGGCGAAGCUGGGCAAGGCCAAGCGCAGCAUCACAGCCAAGGAGGCGAUGGUGGUGCAGCUGCAUGCGCGGAGGGGAGAGGUUCUAGAGCGGUGUGAGAUGGAGCAGGUGCCAGUGCGCACAGCAGCGGGUGCGCUCGUGCCCACAGUGCCGCUCACUGACACACAAGCAACAGGAGCAGCAGGGGGGUCCAGCCAGGCAGGCAGCAGCAGCGCUGUGGGCAGCGGGGGGGGCGCGGCAGCGGAUUUCUCGGCAGGGGUGGACGAGCCUUUGGAUUUCUCGACUCUGCCUUCGGGCCUGAAGAAGGCGAUGAAGGAGGAGGAGAGGGAGCGCAAGGAGGCGGAGCUGCGCAAGGAGAUGGAGGAGGUGGCGGGGGAGCUGGAGCGCACAGCACCCAACCUCAAGGCGCUGGAGCAGUUUGAGGCCCUGCGCGCCAAGGAGAGGGAGAUGAGCGAGGAGUUUGAGAGCAUUCGGCGCGAGGCCAAGGAGGCGGUGAAUGCGUUCAACCACGUGCACCAGCAGCGCUAUGAGCGGUUCAUGGCAGCGUUCGCGCACGUGUCAACGUGCAUCAACCGCAUAUACAAGGACCUCACGAGCAGCUCCUCGCACCCGCUGGGAGGCACGGCAUACCUGAGUCUGGAGAACGAGGACGAGCCCUUCCUGCACGGCAUCAAGUACACCGCCAUGCCUCCCAGCAAGCGCUUCCGAGACAUGGAGCAGCUGUCCGGAGGGGAGAAGACCGUCGCUGCGCUCGCACUGCUCUUUGCCAUCCACAGCUACCGCCCGUCGCCCCUCUUUGUGUUGGACGAGGUGGAUGCAGCUCUAGACAACCUCAACGUGGCCAAAGUCGCGGCUUACAUCCGCGCCAAGUCCCGCCACACCGCUCACGCCUCCGACCAGCAGGCCCCGGAGGGCCGCGCUGCUGCUGAUGCCUCGCAGCAGCUGGCAGACGGGGCGGGCGGAGCGGGGGGUGAGGCGGGGUUUCAGAGCAUUGUCAUAUCGCUCAAGGACCAGUUCUACAGCUGGGCUGAUGGACUCAUUGGGGUCGUGCGCGAUUCCGAGGACAGGUGUGGGCCACCAGGGGAGAGGGAUGGUAGAAGGGGGAGUGAGUGA